GACGGUUUUGGCUCGAACGGCCGCAGCAUUGUAUGAGUGAACCCACAGGGGGGAGAGCUUGUAAGCGCGACGGACAUUCUCUUCGGGAGUGACAAACAGGUUGCGAAAAAGUUAACCCGGUCAUCAUCCCCUCUAUUCCUUCCCAGCAAGAUGGCAGAUGUGGAGCUGGUGAAGAAGAUGUUAAGGGAGGUGCUGACGGGCAAUAUGAGUGGACCCGGGGUGACUUUGUCCCGCCUCCAGUCUGAAUACAAGAAUCUGACUGGUGAACAGAUCCCUCAUAAACAGAUGGGUCACGAAAACCUGGAUACCCUUCUGCACAGCAUGCCCUCGGUGGUCCGAAUUGAACGUACUCGCUCCGGGGAGGGGGGUGUUGUGUUUAUGUGCGUCCCUCCCUGCUCUCCCCCUCAGGUGGUUUGUUUCGCCUCGCGCUCCGGCGAGACGGCCCACGUUGCAAAGCUGGUUGCUCGGCAGCGGACCUCUAGGAAGACUGGACGACCUCAGAUGGUCAACUGUCAGAUGAGGGUGAAACCUGCCGCCCCUCUGGUCCUCAACGCCAAGCCAAGAACUUCCCUGAGACAGCCAGAUCAUAGAGGUCGUGGUGGGGGGCGAGGAGGAGGAGGCCGGUCAGUGGGCCAACAUGACUUCAGACAGGGGAGGGACAUGAGGGACACCCAAUCAGAGGGGAAGACCAAUCAGAGCUCCAACCAGAACAAACCAACUAAUCAGAACAACCCUACCCCCAGGAAGUCCUCUGUGCCCUCAGAGAGGUCAGACAAAAGGAUGACCCUCCCGUCACGGUUCCAGAAGGAAGUGCAUGCUCACCUCUCCAGGAACACCCAGAACAGCCCUCCCUCCAACCUCAACGAGAUCAGUUCUGGGAAGCCCAAGCCACAUCACUCCCCCAAAGAUUACAACCCGUCUGUCGGUGGGAACUACAACACCCAGCAGGUGCAGGGCCGUCUCAGAGAGGUGCUGAACAAGUACAGUAAUGGUUUCUGGGUAUCCAAGUUGCCUCAGCUCUACAGAGAGCUUUACAAACAGGACCUGCCUAGCGAAGCACUGAAAGACCUGGAGAACUGGACACACAUCUGCACCGUAGAGAAGCCGUGUAGCAGCAACCCCAACGAGUUACUCCUGUACCCGACCAAGGAGCAGAUCCAAACAACAACCACGCCCCCCGUCCCCACCAGAGUCCUGUCGCCUACAUCCGCCCCCUUCACCCCGUCUGCAGGCACCGAGCCCCAGACCAAGUCCUCCUCCGUGCUCCCAGGCACCGCCACCAGCCCCCUCCCCCUCACGCCCCCCUCCUCCUCACCCAGUCCGCCGGCCUCCCCCUCCUCCCUCUCCCCCGACCUGAAGCAGAAGCUCGGGGAGCUCCUUGUGAAGUACAGCAACGGCCUCUGGGCCCAUGCCUUACCCAAGCUCUACCUGGACACGUACAAGGUCAAACUGCCCGAGCACGUCCUGGACAACCUGUCCCUCCUCUCCGACUUCUGCACCGUCGACUACCCCAUGCCGGACAACCCCAAGCGGGCCAUCCUGUACAAGAGGAGCACGGAGGACGAGAACUGCAACCGGAGGGAGUCGGCGGAGGAGCGGAGGGCCAGAGAGGAGGUGGGGAGGAGGCUCAGCACCCAGGCUGUCCCCCCUCUCCUCAUUCCCAGGGAGGAGUACCCCUCCGUGCUGGUGGUUGAGGCUACGAACACCAACGGAGUCAUACUCAGAUACAUAGGAGAAGGGUAUUCCCAGGCCCAGGAGACACUCGAGGACCAGAUGAGAGAGUUCUAUUGUGGCCAAAACAAUAGUAGCUGCACACCGUUGACCUCUCCGACCUCGGGUCAACUGGCGGCUGUCAGGGCCGAGGAGGAGGAGGAAAUACUACGAGCACAGGUCACAGAGGUCACGGCCGACAAGGUCAAGGUUUACUAUGUGGAUCAUGGGUUUUCCGAAGUCAUCAGCAAGGCCAAAUUGUUUGAGCUGCAUGAGAGGUUUUACAAGCUGCCUUUCCAGGCCACCAAGUGUAAAUUGGCUGGACUGGAGCCUUUCUGUCAGGAGCCUGCUGUUCUGAAGAGGUUUGAGUCCAUGGCCAGCGGCAAGAUCCUAUUGGCUGAAAUCCUUGAGAGAGCGCAGACCCCAUUGGUUGUGCUGUAUGACACGUCGCAGGAUGAUGAUGUCAACAUCAACGCCGCCUGUGUCAAAGCCCUGCAGGACAAAACCCUGGCCAGCCCCCUACAGGUUAACAGUGCCUAUAUGAACGUGGCGGUGAGAAGCGUAUGUUCAGAUGGGACAAUCUACUGCCAGCUUCCAUCUAGAGGUUUGGCCAAACUCACUGAGAUACUGGAGAAAACAGAAGCCUACUUCCACUCACAGGUGACAUCUGAGUUCCUGGUUUCCCGACCGUUCUGUGGUAAAAGCUGUCUAGCGCGCUACAAAGGCAAAUGGUCACGUGUUGAGAUCACCAAUCUCCACGGGAGCCGGGUCUUAGACAUCCUCUUCAUUGACUUAGGGGUCCAGGCUUCAGUGGAGGUCUUUGAGCUCAGGGAAGUCCCGCCCCCUUUCCUGCGUGAUCUCAUCAAAAUCCCACCACAGGCGGUGAAGUGUUGUCUGGCUGACCUGGCAGUGAGUGGCGUGGGCUCCUGGACCCCUGAUGCUGUGCAGUGGCUCAGAGACGCCGUGCUCAACUCUACUGACUGUAGCAUGAAGAUCGCCAAACUGGACGAGACCAAGCGCAGUGUCGUCCACGUCUACCUGUACACGGACAAGAACUUCCAUGAUCCAGUGAGGAGCCUCAACCGGCAAAUGGCCGCCUCCGACCUCUUCAAACACAGAGGAGAUGUCUUCCUAAGCAGUCACAGCUCUUCCAAGGCCUCCAUCUGUGCCUCCACUGCCACCCUCACCUCCACCCCCAAGACAUCCACCAGCACCACCCCCAGUUCCAACGGCACCAAGCCACAGCUACGACGCGCCCACUCUGGCUCGGGACCUAGGCCAACGGGGGGGACAAGCACCCCUCCUGGGACUCCCCCUCCCCCCUCCCCCACCCCUCCUUUCAAGUUACCCCCUCUGCUGGACCUUCCACCUGCAGGUCAUAACAUGGACAUUUACGUAUCAGUGGCUUGCCAUCCGGGACAUUUUGUUCUACAGCCCUGGAGAGAUAUGUACAAGCUGGUGGUUUUGAUGGGAGAGAUGAUUCUGUACUACAACAAGACCGAGGAGAAACCCCUCAAAGUGGAGAAGAACCAGAUAUAUGCCGCUAAAGUGGAGAACAACUGGCACCGUGUAUUGGUGAAGGGGGUGUUGACCAACAGUCUGGUGUCUGUCUAUGAGCUGGACUAUGGUAAACACGAACUGGUCAGCGGCACUCAGCUCCGCCCCCUCAUCCAGGAGUUCCGACAACUACCCUUUCAGGGCAUCACUGCACAGCUUGCAGGAGUGAAGCAGAGGCAGUGGUCGGAGGAAGCUUCCAUCGUAUUCCGGAACCACGUAGAAAAGAAGCCUUUGGUGGCCCAGCUGGAGGCCGUGCAGGAAGCGCAUCACCCUUGGGACAGGAAGUUGACCGUCUUCCUGGUCGACACCUCGCAGGAAGAGAGGGACAUCUGGGUGCAUGACAUCAUGGCUGAGUUUGCUGACGAACUUACCUAAGUGUAGUUGGAUAAACCCUGUGCACAACAAUGUAUCUAGAGUGCUGGUUAUAGCAACUAAAUAGGCCUAUCCAAAAUAAAUGUUAAUACAUUUAUGUUUAUACAUUUGUUUUGGAUACCUUAAGUGUAGUUGGAACCUGGACGUUGCCGCGGACAUUGCUAUGAAUGGCCGUUGCUAUGAGAUACCAGAACGAUUGUAGGCGUUGCUACAGGAGAAUGUCGGGAGCCUAUUAGGAGACAUGUGACUUGGACUUGUUGCGUUGUGCUUGAGAGUGGGCUGACACAGCACUUGCUCGCUCACAGCAUGGCAUGAUAUUUUGAUCAAAUGCUCAAUAAUAUCACCAUCGUGCUGAUGUACUUUAAAGCUUUGCCACAGCAAGAGGUUCUCAUAAUAAGCUGUUGAAUAUCUAUCCCUGAUAUUGGGGUGGGUUUCUCAGUCUUUGUAGCAAAUAUUGUACUUUCAGCCAAAAUAUCUACAUUUGACAAAAUUCUGUUCUUUGACUGUCAAACACUGAGUUUGUAGUGUUACACUCUUCUGACUGGGUUGUACUUACUUUACAUCUCUACACCAAGUUAAAAUCUGAGUAUAUGUAAAUGUACUUCACAAAUUAAGGUGAUACUGAUUCUGAUUGCGGAGAGAAAUAAUGUACAACACAGGCUACAAAGAGUUAGGGAAACUCCAACUAUGUCUGAUAGCUUCCGUUACUGUGUCGACGUGUUGAAUAUCCAUUCCUCCAGUUCUAUAAAGAAUUACGAAAAGUGAUGUAUACUCUGUGGUAAAUAAUAUGGUUUAUUGAAAACACACACAAAAAGGACUUAACUUAUCAGAGACAGAAGUCAAUUAACCCUUGCGUCUUAAGGCUUUUUCAAAUCUUUUGGUUGUGGUAUUUUUUUCUUUACCGAGGUCUGUUCAUUUCAAUCUGAAAAAAGCUAUGUGAAAAUGUAGCUUCAUCAUGGACAAGAAAAAGUUCAAAUUGUCAGAGACAGUUGUUAAUUAAGGCAAAGUGACAGUUUGAGGCCAUUUAUCAGGAUUGUUCAUUUGAAUAUGAUGUCACAUUUACAAAAUAUGAAAAAUGGUUGUGUUAAUUUCAUCCAUUGACUCCUUUCAAGGUAUGGAAACUAAUGAGUACUAAUGUGAAAAUUGCUGAACCCACUCUUUAAGAUGAAUUCCCUCUGGUGAAUUGAUGGCGCCAGAAAGCCAUGAUUAUUUCUUAUUUCUUUUAGCAUGUGAAUUAGUUUGGUUUUAAUUUAUUAAAAAUGUGUUGAAUCUGUGGCUGACAAAAAGACAUAUCUGUAGAUACAGUAUUUUUAAAGACCAGGAGUUUUUUGACCACGUUACCUGACUAAGAACAUUUUGGGGGUUACUAGUACAGUAUUCAGAUUUACUGAAGUUGUUCCUGAUCAGGUCAUGUGGGUUGGGAAAACCUCCUGGCCCGAAAAAACUGCAUGAUAUUUGGGAUGUUUGGAUGAAUUGCUUGCACAAAGUUUGACAAGUCAACGUUUUUUCAAAUUUCUCCUCGGACCCUUCCAAAGGCUUUGAAUGUUUGUUUUAAACUAAGUGGCAUACCUGAUGCAGUUAGUCCAAGGCUUGAUUAUUAUUUGACUAAUUUAAUAAGGAAUGCCAGUUUAGAGUUAAAACCAACAUUUGAAAUCACAGGGAAGUCCUAAGGAGAGGUUUCAGAAACCCUGUGAUAAUACACUGUAUGCUUACCAGUGGUAGAGAUUACCUAACAAUACUCUGCCUUCCCGUUGGCAGGAGUUUCACUGAAAACAAAGUAAUUCUAGCCUGGUUCCAGAUCUGAUUGUGCUGUCAGGUCAAUUCGAUUGCUCCUUUUUUCUUAUGGAGUUGGCAAAACACUAGGGGAGAGGGCUAUAUCAGCUUAAGGGUUAUUUUUGUUUAGCCUUGAGGUAAACUGCAUAGAGUAUGUAAAAAGUUUUAGGAAUAAAGUUAACAAAAGGAUGCUU
Molecule: messenger RNA, 5606 nt
Organism: Esox lucius (northern pike)
Lineage: Eukaryota; Metazoa; Chordata; Actinopteri; Esociformes; Esocidae
Gene: tdrd7b
Product: tudor domain containing 7 b
Exons: 19
Coding region: 151-3642 (1163 amino acids)
Biological process (GO): lens morphogenesis in camera-type eye; lens fiber cell differentiation; spermatogenesis
Source: RefSeq, a predicted model, not a curated record